Messenger RNA from Klebsormidium nitens, 912 nucleotides. The record is from the annotation of a GenBank genome assembly. Lineage: Eukaryota; Viridiplantae; Streptophyta; Klebsormidiophyceae; Klebsormidiales; Klebsormidiaceae.
AUGAUGGCGGAGCCAGGGUUAGCGGUCGUGCCAGUGGGCGGGGUUGGGCAGGGGCAGGUUGGCUUGGCUGUGGAUGAAAAAGAGAGGCGGGAGUUCCAGGCGCGGUGUCAGGCUCACGUUCUCUCCGUGCGCGGGAUCCAUGGCGGGCGUGGUGGGGGCACGAGCUCAGUUUGGAGCGCGGCCGAAACAAAUGCGUUGUACGCCAGGGCCUUGACGGAGUUCGGGGAGAUGGCAGAACGGAAGGUUUCGGCAGCUGCGAAUAGCUCGCGCAAGCGGACUGCAGAAGAAUUCGCAGCGUUCCUUGGUCGGAACCCUUACGGGGUUAGCAUUGAGACCGCUUCUCCUGCGGACGUCGGUGCUUUUAUCGUCAGUGACUGGCUGCCCCGACACAGCGGGAAUUGCAGGACGGUGCUGCCGUCUACUGGAAAGACGGUGGCUUCUGCUUCUGCUGUGAAAGGGGUCGUGAAGGACCUGUCAAAAACAUACACGUUGUUGGGGUACGCCGCCGGGCACGAGAACCCGGCCAAGUCAGAAGUUGUUAAGUCUUAUCGGGACGGCUACGAGCGUUGCCUGCACGACGAGGAUGUGAAGGUCCAGCGCGCCAAGGUUUUCACCGAGGUGAAGUUGGAUGCGCUGCUUGCGCACAUGGCCGACCGCGUGAAGCAGGAGACGGACGCUCUGGAGCUCUGUACGCUGCUGAUGGACCAGGCGGCCGUGUUGUACCUGUGGGAAUCGUUAGCUCGGGGCAAGGAGUGCGGUGCGCUGAGCGCGCGAGAAAUUGAAGGAGGAGCCGCUCCUGCAGCGUACCCUGGUUGGAGCAAAACUGUUCACAAGAACCCAGUGCGCGUAGUCCGUUGGCCCAGGCUGGGACGGGAGUUAGGCUCACCUUCGUCGAAGCUGCUGCACAACUGA